AUGCCACCCAAAGAGGGGGGUCAGUCCAAUGUUGUGGCAGAGGCGGCGGUCUUAGGAGCUGCUCAGCCUACUCUUGCCAAGCUUUCCAGUAUCCUCCAGACACUGCUGGCUGCUGGGGAGCGCACGCGCGCAGAGCAAGUGCCCAGCGCAGAGCAGUGCCCGGUGCAGGGCCUCCACCCUGGGGAUGGGGCCAUCGGGGAGACACUGUUCCCCAGUUGGUGUCAGAGAGCUGGAAAAGUGGUGUCAGAAACCACCACACAGUAUGCGAGGCUGAGGGGAAACGCCAGUGUAAAAAUAACACGCAACAAGCUUACCAAUCAACAAACACCUGUAGCCAGCCCUGCACCGGGCCCACGAUCACCCAGGGAUGAAGUGGUGACCGAAAGCAGGAACAGGCCGGAGCCUUCAGCAGCUAAGAGGUGCAAGGCGGGUGGAGCUGAGGCAGGAACCGAGGUUGGCCCUACACAGCUCCCUGCUCCUCCGCACCACUGCAGCAUGGAUGGGGCAGGCCGAGCAAAGCCACAGCCAGCACAGCCCUCUCUGCUGGUCUCGCCCUCACCUGUGAUACGCGUCAGUGUUUCUGCCUGGGCCUUUCUGCCUCCAGGGCCGGGGGGGCUGCCUGAGUGUGCCCCUCAUCCUCUGCGACGGUUGACUGCCCUGAGCCAAUGCAGGCAGUGCCGAAGGACCCAGUCCACUCACACAUUCUCAGACAGCUCUGCGCACAGUGACUGGGGCCAGCUCUUGAGUCCUGGCAUCCAACGGCAGGUGGCAGUGCCUUUCCAGUUGCUAGAACAGGCCCUUCCCAACAAAAUCACAGGCCUUCAGCAGCAGAGGCGCCCUCUGCCUGCUAUGAUGAUGGUCACGUCACAGCGUGGACAAUGUGUUGCGCAUCAAAUACCAGAUCUCAAAAGGGGAAGGGGGGUGGGUCACAGAAUGGAGGAAAGACUUACAGAAUGAACAUCCCAGGACCGUCUUAGUAACCUCCGACCAGCACAGAGUGGGUUCUAAUAAAUACUGCUGAAUCGAUA
Gorilla gorilla gorilla (western lowland gorilla) is the source of this 1028-nucleotide messenger RNA. RefSeq lists its product as uncharacterized. The record is from RefSeq and is a predicted model, not a curated record. The transcript is spliced from 6 exons. NCBI's taxonomy places the organism in Eukaryota, Metazoa, Chordata, Mammalia, Primates, Hominidae. The coding region runs from base 1 to 957 and encodes 318 amino acids.